This is a messenger RNA of Portunus trituberculatus (swimming crab), 5822 nucleotides long. RefSeq lists its product as uncharacterized. Gene Ontology annotation, biological process: adenylate cyclase-activating G protein-coupled receptor signaling pathway; cell surface receptor signaling pathway. The record is from RefSeq and is a predicted model, not a curated record. NCBI's taxonomy places the organism in Eukaryota, Metazoa, Arthropoda, Malacostraca, Decapoda, Portunidae. Bases 79 to 5175 code for a protein of 1698 amino acids. Gene Ontology annotation, molecular function: protein binding; G protein-coupled receptor activity. The transcript has 31 exons. Gene Ontology annotation, cellular component: membrane.
UCUAUCUUAAGAAAUCUCACACCACGGGGUCAAGGGGUGCUCCUCGACCCAGGCCUCGCCCCAGCAUGACCCCGAGACAUGACACACGACAAAGAACACAAGAUCAUGUCGCAAGGUGGGGACACACUUGAAGUCAGCAUAAUGCUCAGCGGGGAGAGGAGCGUCAGGUUCCUCCUACUGAUAAUUUUGCUCCUGCAGCACAUGAGCGGAACUCAGGCACAAGCCAACAGAUGUGACACGCCCGUGGGCCUCCAGGACGGCACUAUCCCUGACGCCAACAUCACCUCCUCAGUGGCGGGCAGCUUCCCCGAGAGGGUGCGGCUAGGUGGUGAUGCAGCGUGGUGUUUCACUGUGAGCGGUGGCGCCGUCAUAACCCUCACCGUGGACCUGGGCACGACGAGGCUGGUGUCAGGAGUGAUGGUGCAAGGGCCGCCCGCCUCCCUCUACCCUAUCACCUACCAUUACGCCAUUGGGUUCUGGAUUCUGAACAGCACAGUGGACGCCACGGGCCCUUGGGGCAUCUGCUGCGGAGACAACUUCUUUGCCAGGGAUGAAUAUGAGGAGGCGGAAGUUACUCAGGUGCAUCCACUGGAGUCUCUGGUCCUGGCGCGGUAUCUCCGUCUGCAGUUCAGGACUGAUGUCCUCUCCAUCGGCAAUGACACCAAAUGCCUUCGCCUGGAGAUACUUGGAUGUCCAACAGACAUGGAGCCCGACAGUGGGGUAGGACUGACCGCAGAGAGAAGUGGGUGGGUGGUUAUGUCGUGGCGACCGCCGGUGGUACAGCUGCCACAAGUGGAUGGUUCCCUUGCGCCCUUCACCCUCACCACAACUGACUAUCAGGUGAGCGUAUCGAGGACCGGAGGCGGAGAGCCGGACAUGGCGUGGGAGGCGAAUGUGAAGGCUUUGCGCUACGUGUUGCCGUUGCCGUUGUGGGGUGCCACGUACUCGGCGACGGUGGUGUGCGUGCAUCAGGGCCGCCAGAUCGGGUGUGGCGCUGCCUCCCUCACCGCCGUCCUCGAUUCCUGCGACACGUGCAUUGAGGAUGAGGUGCUGUUCCGGAGACCGACUGUGGCACGUGCUUGUGUGGCGCGAGACGGCGAGGUGGAACUCACGUGGGUCAUGGACACCCGGGGCUGGGUGACCCGCCGACUCGAUCUUCUGUUGCUUUCACGGGAUGGCACGCAGAUUGACCAGCGGAGCCUCACCAGCCAGGACGUGAGUGGCCGCGUGACUGGAGUGACAGCCGGCAACUCCUACACUGUCAGCUUCUGUCCCAUGUCAGAUUCACAAAAACUGGCAGAAUUUUUUUACGAUUUACACACAAUUUCAUGGGAAAAUGUGGAAGGAGCAACACAAACUACAGGUUAUGGCGCCUUCCUCGCUGACGUGAGUUUGUCCGCUGACGUGCUGUGGAAUGGUACACUGAAGCUCACCUGGCUGUCAGCCCAGGUGUGUGAUAUGACAUCAGAGAGCGCAGCACAGCCUACGAUGGCUGCUGUGCCACAACCCACGCAAACUACACAAGUGAUUCAAACCACACAGUCCAGCCAGACCAAAGAUGUUCCUCAAGCCACAGACACCACUGCAGGUGUCCUCCAAGCCGCAGAUACCACCACUACAACCACCAGUAUUCCCCAAGCCACAGACACCACCUCCAUCACAAGCAUUUCCCAAGCCACAGACAGAACAGCAACAACUCAAGCCACCCAGACACCGGAAGGUGCAAACAACAAUGGAAGUGCUGCGACUGACGUUCCCUCUUUGACGGACAAUGUUUCGCCUUCAGAGGCAGUAUUCACACCCCCAACGCGUCAACCCACAACCUUACCACAGCAAACACCGUCACUGGUGCCUGACAUCCCGCUCCUGGCGCCAGGAUCUCCAUCCCCCACAACUGAUGCCCCUACACUGCCGCCCCCGACAGGCACAGUUGUUACUGCCGUCACUUACACCCUAAACAUCACUUACAACAAUGAGCAAGCGAGCGAGACAGUGCAGCAGGGUGAGGGCAGCACACCGGGCGAGCAAGUGAUGCGCGUGUUCAUGACACUUCUGAGCUUCCAAACUCUCUAUACAGUCAGCGUCGUGUGCAACUUCGGCAGUAUCUCCUUAGAGUGUGGCACAAGGAGCACCUUUACAGAUUUACCUCUCCACAUCGUGCGAGUGGAAGGGCAGGAUGUGGUGCAUGUGUUGGCUGAUGGCCGUGCAGGAUGGGCACAACAAGAGGCGAGGUGCAGGAGAGGAGAUGGUAACUUAGUUUCCUUGUCCACAAGGGAAGAGGAAGCUUUGCUGAUGAGAUCUCUAACUAGAGACCCCAGCCGACAACCCAACAAUUUUUGGCUAGGCCUGAACCUAUGCCAGACCUACACAGGAACACGAUGGAGUGACGGGUCGGUGUGGAGAGACAUCUGGAGAGUGUACAAUCCCGACAGCCAGUUGUCCAGCACCACGUGCUGCAUCAAGGCAGCCUGGACCAUGAACCAGUACAGCUGGAUCGGGGAGGCGUGUGAUGCCCUCCUCCCUGCAGUCUGCGAGUACCGACCAAAUGGUCUGAUGGGGAGAGUGGCAUUGCUGGAGCAGGCCACAGCCAACACCACCCAGGCAGGGGUCACAUGGACCUAUGAACCCAACUUUUGGACGCCCACUUCUUUCCAGAUCUCCUAUUGUCCCUUUAGGAACCUUGAGAAUGUCGUCACAGAUUCCGGAAAUGCUUCUGACACAUGCCUGACAUCCGACCUCGAUGCAGAGGCAAGAGAGCAUCAGCAGGAUGACUUGGAGCCUUUCACCGAAUACCAAGUUACUGUGGCACCUUCCUUUAUGCAGCUCAACUAUACCAGCGGAGCAGCCAUCACCUACAUCCGCACUUUUCCAGAGAAUCCCUUGCUGGUGAGGGUGGACAGCGCGGGAUUCGUCAAUAUAAUGUAUGCCCUAAAGGUGUCAGAAUUUAGUGGUGAAGAAGAAAUCAGUGUGAGACUGGCCAUCACCAACCCUUAUGCUGUGGUGGCACAGAGGAGAGUGCCUGCCUCGGGUGUACGCUUUGGUGGCAUCCAGCUGGGUGUCAACUAUACUGUUAGUGUGCGGGAGGUGCAACCUUUGCGACGCAGGGAGGCACUCACACUGCUGGCAUACCCUCCAUGUGCAUGUGAGGGUUGUCAACUUGAUGUGUCAUGCUUUGUGACCACGGAGACACCAGCAAACACUGAGCAGGCUGUGAGGGACUGCCAGCAGCAGGGAGCAUCCAUGACCACUAUCAACUUGCCCAGAGAGCUACGGCAAGUGUUACAAAUGGCCAUGGAUGUUGGUGAUGACCUGUGGGUGCAGCCUUCAUCCACCAGAAUCAGAGCUGCAGGAGACUCACUUCUGGGAAUAACACUAAAUAACAUACAGUGGAUUGAAGUAAGGACCAACCAGUCUCAGGAAUCCUCAGACUGCUUGGUUGUGUCUCGAGAGGCACGAGGAGUGGUGCAAGAGGACUGCAACAUAGUCCAUCUUGCUGCCUGCAGCUACACAGCUUUUGUUGCACAACCCUUUGUCAAUAUCAACACGGAGGUGGGGCCCACUUCAGCGUCAGUGACAUGGGAUGCCAGCGCUUCUGGCUGGAUAACACAGCAGAUCUCUGUCACAUAUAAGAAGACAGAUGAGCGCACCCUCAGGUGGAUGGCUGCCACUUCACAGCCAGUGGUGAUUAAUGACCUGCAGCCAGACACAGGAUACACCCUGGUGCUGGAGGCAGACCUGGGCAGCAAUGUCCUGGUCACCUCAGAGGAGUUCACAAUAUUCACCACCAAUGACACCACAGGAAAACUUGUCUCUCCGCUGCUUUUGGGCAUGUCACCAAUGCUGCAGUACCAAGCACUGCAGCUGGUAUGUAACUCCCUCCUGGUGGCCGCUUGCAUCAUUACCAUGCUCUUCUUCUUCGCUACAGGGAUGUUCUACCAGGACUGUGUGGCUCAGUUGGGAUUCGAGUCAGCACUGAUGGUAGCCUAUCUUGUGUUGAUGAUCGUCUAUCCAACCUCAGCACAGACAAACAGUGAGACUGCCUGCAUUGGGGUAGCAGUGGCUCUUCACUUCCUCUUCUUGUGUGCCUUCACAUUCCUGAUGUUGGAAGCACUCACAAUUGCCCAUCUGUUGGUUAUCUACAUCAAGAGUCCAUUCCAGAGAUCAAACUGGGUGAUGGUGGUGGCAGGUGUAUCACUGCCUCUCCUGGUGGUAGCCUUCACAGCAGGAUUUGGCUCCCAAGAGUACCCUGAUUUAAGUGUUGGAAACUGUUGGGUCAACCCUAAUGGGAGUGCAAUGUGGGGAGAGGUGGUGCCUAUCUGCCUCCUGGUGGCAGCCACCAUCUUCCUGUUGGGCAACACCUUUUUUACGCAGCAGACACCACCUGAGCUGGCUGAGGAGGACCAUCGUGGCAGACAAUGCGACAGCCACAAGCUGAGAUGGGUGGUGCUUGCCCUGUGUGUGGAGCUACUGGUGGCUUGGUCCUUUGGGGUGGCUGCCAACCAGUCAGGAGACCAGGGCACCUACGUGUUUUUCUGUGUCAUGACCCUGGUGCUCGCCACCACCAUUGUAGGUGCCAGGACCUCCUUUGAUGACACGUUCCGCAGCAAGAUGCAUCGCCUGUGCUGUGGCACAGAGCUUACAUACAAACGCAGUGAGAUUCUGAGCAUCAGUGCACGCUCCCGCAUCACUCCAACGCGCAAGCCAGAGGACGUGUCCAGGGUGAUCACACCAGUGGGAAGCAAACCAGGCUACAGUAAGCAAGUAAGCAGCAGAUCCUCCUCUUCAGCCGACACACACUCAUCAAGGUUGGGGCAGAUGUCUCCAGCUAAUGAAAGAGUCUGUUCCUCCCAUGGGCACCUCACCCCCUCAGAGGGCAUGUCCACCCCACAACAAGGCAGAGCGAUUCCCGCACAGGGUAUAACCAUCUUCACAAUAAAAAGCAACAGGCCCCAGCAGUGUAACAUUUCUCAAAUCACCAUCAGAUUCACAUCUUCCCACAGCACCAGCAUUACUACUGGCAGCAGCUGGUACACUAGCAGUGAGGAGCGGACAAGCCAGGUCACUGCAUCACCAACUACCUCCUUGCCUAACACACCCUCCGAGGAACAGCAGGAGCAAAGGGUCCUUAUGAAGCGCACCUACAAUUUUACAGAUGAAGACUCCAAUGAUAACUAGGUUUUUUUCACAUUUCCUCCACACUGCCCAUUUCCACUUAUGUCUUCACUCCUCUUUUUCUUGCAUCCAACAUUCUCUCCUCCAUCCCAAAUCCCUUGCUUCCUUCAACAAAUCUCAAACACACUAUGCCUUCCUUCCCUCUGUCUGGCUAUAUUCUAAAAUUUUCAAUGCAUUUGUGUUCCCUCAUUUCUAAAUCUAUCUUGAACUUUAGAGAACAUACAUAUUAUUUCUUAAUUUUUAUCAUAAAUAAAUGAUCUAAUGGCUAGGAAAUGAGAUGGUUACGAUUAUGAAAGCUUUAAAACUCAAGUCAAUGACCUCUUCUCUACACAAUAGUCUCAAUAUAAGUUUACCUCUUCCUAGGUGAUCUAAUAAUCUAAUUGCUGUGUAGUGACCACAGGUGUACAAAUGCCCCUGAAAUACUUGGGACCUAACAGUCAUCAUGGUACAAACACCUGAGCCACCAUUCUGUCCUUUAGGGUUUUGUUCCUCAGCUAAGCCCUCAUGUGGGUAAGAUUUAUCCUGUCAUCAGAUCAACAAUCUCUUAUUGUUUCUAUGAAGUAUCCAAGGGGCAUUAUGGCUGACCUAUGUACUAUUUAAAGUUCAAAUCAUCAAAUAAAGCAAGCCACUUUGCAGAGAGCUGCACCCUA